Molecule: messenger RNA, 1242 nt
Organism: Fulmarus glacialis (Northern fulmar)
Lineage: Eukaryota; Metazoa; Chordata; Aves; Procellariiformes; Procellariidae
Exons: 3
Source: RefSeq, a predicted model, not a curated record
GGCCGGGACUGGCUGAGCCGCCAGCAGCACCCGGUGUGCGUGGACAACGGGUGUUUUGGGAACGCCAACCACCUGCACCGUGGCGCGCCGGGCUUGGGUCUGGGCAGGUCUCUUACGCCAAGGGAUGCAGGCUCUGCUCGCAGGCCCGAGCAGCCCAGGAACGAGCCCGAAGAGGACUUCUAUGUCUCCACUGAGUCACCCCCGAGGCUGGAGGAGACUGCUUGCAGCAGGGGUCCGCAGCCCCCAGACUCACUGCAAAAAAAACAGGCUGUGCCCGGCUCCGAGCACGGUGAGCCCCCGGGCAGCUUUGUGGAUGUGCGCAGCCCCCUCCUCAUACAGCAGCAGUUCGAUGCGGAGCAGAAGCGGGUCGGGAUGCUGCAAGAGCAAGGAGGAGAUGGAGACACUUGGAUGGAAACAACCACCCUGGUCGCUACCCCUGCGCCCAGAGACGCUCCCCCAUCCUGCGACACCUCCUUGAAGCCUCCUGUACAAGAGAAAAAUCUGCCCACGGGAGAGACGGCCAGCAGCACCCCUUCCAUGCCGACGAAGGAGAAAGUGCUCCUGGCCUCGGCGGACCCUCAUCUGACAGUUGCAGGAAGCUCUGAAGGCACGUCUGGGAGGACAGCCUCCCAGGUGAGCUCUGCCACGAGCAUCUGGGCAUCUUGCAGCAACGUGGAGAGGGAUGUGGAGCUCAGCAAGCCAGGCGUCCUUCUCUCCAUGGCUGGGGAGAGCCCAGAGGCGGCCGGCAGAUGCCCGAGCUCUCAGGGGCGCAGCGGCCCCUAUUCCAGGGCAUCCAAUAGCCUCACCUUCAGCAGCGACCCACUCUUGGUGAGCACAGAUAGCUCGAGCUCCGGAGAAACGCUCUCCAGAGCCUCCUUGGGAUGCCCGGCUCCAGCGGCUCGUGAAGACCCUGGGGGAGAGGAGGCAGCUGGAGCAAGCAGAGACUCCCAUCCACCUCCGAGCUGGGACAGCACCUCCCUGGGCACCCACGAGGUCCGCGUGGACCAUUACCCCAGCACCCAGCUCGGGGCAAGCAGCGAUCUCCAAGACGGAGCCGGUCCCCUUGGAAACUCUCCAGUUUUUGACUCUAGCAGGGGCCGUGGCAAUGCGACCAGCAUAUCUCAGGCCAAAGUCCCCCCAGGGGACAGCAACGGACCAUCCCUGCCAUACAUCGUUCCAGCUGUGGGCAUCGCUCUGAUUUCAGCUGUGGCGUUUCUGGUGUACGCUCGAUUCCAGAAAUAG